GUUACAAUAACUAUAAAUCGUACAUUCCGUUUGGUAGUGUUACACCUGUCAUAACAUUAGCUGUAUAUCAGUUUCUCAUAAUGUUAGGGCGUGCAUUAAUUGAUCAAGCACGUUUUAUUUGGCAGAAUAUACUAUCAGUAAUACGGAAUUUCCUAGUGUAUGACUCUAAGUCUGGAGAUCCAGCUGUGGUGCCCGAUAAGUCUGUCACUGUACUAGAAAUGGAGGCGCAUGACGAUGGUAUCACAUUUAAUGUGGAAAGAAUAUGUCAUACACAUAGUCCUUUCUUUGUCAUAGAAGUAUCUGUAUGGCAAGUUUUGAAACUGAUUGUUUAGGUAUUACUGAUUGAUGUAUGUGUCAUUGUGUAGACCCUAAUGUCUGUAGUACGAAAUUGGUUUGCAUAACACCCUUGGUAGCGAGUAAACGCUCGGCAUCUCAUACUAGUAAAGAAAAAGGAGCUGUUUGCGGCUGUUCCUGAGGCAUCGGCAGAAAUGCCCGCUGAACCAGUCAUUGUUCAGCCGUUUGCAGCUGUUCCUGAGGCAUCGCCAGAAAUGACCGCUGAACCAGUCAUUGCUGAUCCUUUUACAGCUGUUCCUGAGGCAUCGUCCGCUGACCUAGUCAUUGCUGAGCCUUUUACAGCUGUCCCUGAGGGAUCGUCCGCUGAGCUAGUCAUUGCUGAGCCUUUUACAGCUGUUCCUGAGGCAUCGUCCGCUGACCUAGUCAUUGCUGAGCCUUUUACAGCUGUCCCUGAGGGAUCGUCCGCUGACCUAGUCAUUGCUGAGCCUUUUACAGAUGUUCCUGAGGCAUCGCCAGAAAUGACCGCUGAACCAGUCAUUGUUGAGCUGUUUGCAGCUGUUCCUGAGGCAUCGUCCGCUGACCUAGUCAUUGCUGAACCUUUUACAGCUGUCCCUGAGGGAUCGUCCGCUGAGCUAGUCAUUGCUGAGCCUUUUACAGCUGUUCCUGAGGCAUCGUCCGCUGACCUAGUCAUUGCUGAGCCUUUUACAGCUGUCCCUGAGGGAUCGUCCGCUGACCUAGUCAUUGCUGAGCCUUUUACAGAUGUUCCUGAGGCAUCGCCAGAAAUGACCGCUGAACCAGUCAUUGUUGAGCUGUUUGCAGCUGUUCCUGAGGCAUCGUCCGCUGACCUAGUCAUUGCUGAGCCUUUUACAGCUGUCCCUGAGGGAUCGUCCGCUGAGCUAGUCAUUGCUGAGCCUUUUACAGCUGUUCCUGAGGCAUCGCCAGAAAUGACCGCAGAGCCAGUCAUUGCUGAGCCUUUUACAGCUGUUUUUGAGGCAUCGCCGGAAAUGACCGCAGAGCCAGUCAUUGCUGAGCCUUUUACAGCUGUUCCUGAGGCAUCGCCAGAAAUGACCGCUGAGCCAGUCAUUGCUGAGCCUUUUACAGCUGUUCCUGAGGCAUCGCCAGAAAUGACCGCAGAGCCAGUCAUUGCUGAGCCUUUUACAGCUGUUCCUGAGGCAUCGCCAGAAAUGACCGCUGAGCCAGUCAUUGCUGAGCCUUUUACAGCUGUUCCUGAGGCAUCGCCAGAAAUGACCGCAGAGCCAGUCAUUGCUGAGCCUUUUACAGCUGUUCCUGAGGCAUCAUCAGAAAUGACCGCUGAGCAAGUCAUUGCUGAGCCUUUUACAGCUGUCCCUGAGGGAUCGUCCGCUGAGCUAGUCAUUGCUGAGCCUUUUACAGCUGUUCCUGAGGCAUCGCCAGAAAUGACCGCAGAGCCAGUCAUUGCUGAGCCUUUUACAGCUGUUCCUGAGGCAUCGCCAGAAAUGACCGCUGAGCAAGUCAUUGCUGAGCCGUUUACAGCUGUCCCUGAGGGAUCGUCCGCUGAGCUAGUCAUUGCUGAGCCUUUUACAGCUGUUCCUGAGGCAUCGCCAGAAAUGACCGCAGAGCCAGUCAUUGCUGAGCCUUUUACAGCUGUUCCUGAGGCAUCGCCAGAAAUGACCGCUGAGCAAGUCAUUGCUGAGCCUUUUACAGCUGUCCCUGAGGGAUCGUCCGCUGAGCUAGUCAUUGCUGAGCCUUUUACAGCGGUUCCUGAGGCAUCGUCCGCUGAGCUAGUCAUUGCUGAGCCUUUUACAGCUGUUCCUGAGGCAUCGCCAGAAAUGUCCGCUGAGCAAGUCAUUGCUGAGCCUUUUACAGCUGUUCCUGAGGCAUCGUCCGCUGAGCUAGUCAUUGCUGAGCCUUUUACAGCUGUUCCUGAGGCAUCGCCAGAAAUGACCGCUGAGCAAGUCAUUGCUGAGCCUUUUACAGCUGUUUCUGAGGCAUCGUCCGCUGAGCUAGUCAUUGCUGAGCCUUUUACAGCGGUUCCUGAGGCAUCGCCAGUAAUGUCCGCUGAGCAUGUCAUUGCUGAGCCUUUUACAGCUGUUCCUGAGGCAUCGUCCGCUGAGCUAGUCAUUGCUGAGCCUUUUACAGCUGUUCCUGAGGCAUCGCCAGAAAUGACCGCAGAGCCAGUCAUUGCUGAGCCUUUUACAGCUGUUCCUGAGGCAUCGCCAGAAAUGACCGCUGAGCAAGUCAUUGCUGAGCCUUUUACAGCUGUUCCUGAGGCAUCGCCAGAAAUGACCGCUGAGCCAGUCAUUGCUGAGCCUUUUACAGCUGUUCCUGAGGCAUCGCCAGAAAUGUCCGCUGAGCCAGUCAUUGCUGAGCCUUUUACAGCUGUUCCUGAGGCAUCGCCAGAAAUGACCGCUGAGCCAGUCAUUGCUGAGCCUUUUACAGCUGUUCCUGAGGCAUCGCCAGAAAUGACCGCUGAGCCAGUCAUUGCUGAGCCUUUUACAGCUGUUCCUGAGGCAUCGCCAGAAAUGACCGCUGAGCCAGUCAUUGCUGAGCAUUUUACAGCUGUUCCUGAGGCAUCGCCAGAAAUGACCGCUGAGCCAGUCAUUGCUGAGCAUUUUACAGCUGUUCCUGAGGCAUCGCCAGAAAUAACCGCUGAGCCAGUCAUUGCUGAGCCUUUUACAGCGGUUCCUGAGGCAUCGCCAGAAAUGACCGCUGAGCCAGUCAUUGCUGAGCAUUUUACAGCUGUUCCUGAGGCAUCGCCAGAAAUGUCUGCUGAGCCAGUGAUUUCUGAGCCGUUUGCAGAUGUUUCUGCAGCAGCACUGGAGCAUGCUCAAUCAACCGAAGAAGUGACUAUGGCAACACCAAGUGAACAGGAAACUAUGGGCCAGAUGCAAGAAACAAGUAAAGCUGAAUCCCACAGCUCUGGAAAAUGGCCCUUCGGAAAAAGACGUAGGCGCAGGACAUGAAAAUUGAGUGGCAAUAAAUGAUGCCACAUGGCCAUUAAUAAGGACCAAAGAUUGAACAAUCUUUAUGAACCAUAAUUUAUAUAUGUACUGUGAGCAACUCAGGUAGAUUGAACAUACAAAUAUUUAAAAUAAAAGAAAAUUGUAAGACCACAAG
Molecule: messenger RNA, 3390 nt
Organism: Penaeus chinensis
Lineage: Eukaryota; Metazoa; Arthropoda; Malacostraca; Decapoda; Penaeidae
Product: proline-rich protein 36-like
Exons: 1
Coding region: 489-3236 (915 amino acids)
Source: RefSeq, a predicted model, not a curated record